AUGGCGGACGCAGCAGAGACAACACGAGUGCCUGACUGGGAAGCCAAAUUCCAUGCAGACUUUGACAGAAUCUGUGCAGUGUUCUGGAGCCAGAUCGCAUCCCAUGCAGAGCAGCCGCAGCCGCAGCCACAGCCGCUUACGACCCCUGGAAACCAGCAUCAGUCGACAACCCUUGCCACAAAACACUCCUCAAAACCAGAGACUCAAAGGGUGCAAUGCCCUAGCGAACCAGCACAACCCGCCGCCCAACUGGACAGCGCUGCUUCGCCAGCCAUCGGAAAAUUGGGAACCGGUGGAACCCUAGGCCCACGAUUCUGA
Pelobates cultripes (western spadefoot toad) is the source of this 318-nucleotide messenger RNA. The record is from the annotation of a GenBank genome assembly. NCBI's taxonomy places the organism in Eukaryota, Metazoa, Chordata, Amphibia, Anura, Pelobatidae.